AAAAUUAAAAGUUGUCGUAUUUAUAAACGACAUUUACAGCGAUACACAGAACCGUGACGUUAUUACAUUUCCUCUUUUUUUAUCAAACUUUUUUUUUUUUGUGACGUCAGAAAACCUGAGCAGGUGAAGCAUAGCUCUGCACACCUGCCUCUUAUUAACAGCCUGUCUGUCAUUGCCUGCUUUUCAGUUUGGUAACUGCUCGGAAAAGAAGGAAAAUGUAAGGAAAUUCAUAUUCAGAGCGAGUUUAAAAACCAAAACGUAGCCUAAUUAUUUUAUUUAAUAUGUAUUUUAAUCUUUUCAGGAACUCGUUGGAAUACUCCUUUAUAUUUUUUAUAUUAGUGCCUCAUUCGUUUGGAAGAUGCUACGACAUGCUAUUCUCACUUUGUUGGCUGGACACGGAAGACGCUUUAAAUGGGCAAAAUGGAAACUUGUGGCUCAACGGCACUUCGUUGAACUUCAUGAGAAAAGCAGGGCGAGUUACCUCUGUAACGGUGUCUCCAGUUGUAGAAAACAAGGUUGCUUUGCAGUAUGGAGGCUUUACUCGGAGAUGGACCCUAGCAAUCAGCCCACGUACAAAGAUGAUCAAAAUCACAGGCAAACACAAACCCUUAGAGCAGCCAGCAAAUGCGACCAAGGGCUUCCUGGAGUUGCUCGAACCCACUGAGGUGUUUGCAUGUGAAAGUGGCACAACGUUCCUCCACCAGGACGAGAACUUCUUCCUCGCUGUUGGUCAUACGUUGCGCUUCCCCAUCAAACUGGAGUCCAGGAGUCCCUUCAUGUUACUGGUGUCCUGGUUGGUGAACAGUCCAGAAGAUGUUUCCUCUCACACGGUGACCCUUUACCACACUGAAAUGGGAUCCUACAACCCCUUCUUUGAGGACAACACCACCCUGGACCACUACCGUUUCACCGCCUUGGACUCCUGCACUCGCUACGUGGUCUGUGUGGAGCUUGCCCACACUUACUCUUUCACAUGCCUCUCUACUAUUUCAGACCCCGAUGUUCCAAAGUAUUUCGAAGUGACGUCGUGGAGCAGCAGCCGUAUAUCCUUGGCUUGGGACUGUCCUGCAAACCUGAAGUACUCGGUCUUCCUCCUCACGAUCUUCUACCUGAACGGUACAGACCAUGUCACAGAGGAGGCAGAGUUGUGGAUGACCGACGACAGCUUCACGUUCACGCUGUCCGACCUGCAACCCUGUGUCAGGCUGAAAUUUGGCCUGCAGACUGUCUGCCAGUUGGGGUUGGAGUCCCGCUACAGCAGAAUGGUCCUGAAUAAAGGAAACUCUGAUUUCUCCAACAUUUACUUCUUGCACCAGACUUCGUUUGCGCCCAACAAUUACACUCUAAGCUGGGAGGUAAAGAACACCUCGUCCAUCUCCAUGUUCAGAGUUUACCAUGAGGGGGCGCUGAAGGACACCACACUCUUGACCAUGCACACCGUGGCGGGGCUUCUGCCAUGCCAGAAGUACCAAGCCAAGGUGGCGGCGGUGUGUGGUGACAACGUGCUCAUGAGUGUCAGGACAAUCACAGCUCAAACAGGACCUGGCGGCGUGUCCGAGCUCAGGUUUCGGGCCAGUGAUUCCACAGCUGUGUGGACACCUAGCCUCCCUAAUCAGCAGGCGGUGGCCUACAUGUACAAGCUCUCCCUGGAGAACAGCUCCGUCAUCGAGAGCAGCCGUGUGUUCAACAACAAGUUGCCUCUUUCAGGCCUGGAGGCAGGAAAAGCCUACAUCCUGGACAUAUGGGAGGAGUGCAACGGCCUGUGGGCGUCUGAACCGUCCCGUUUGGGUUUUGAAGGAGCCAAUUCAACGUUCGAGAUUGACGUCAGGGCCAUUGAAUCCCCUCACAACAAUGAGCUGCAGAUUGAUUUCAACAACAUUGGUCUUAAGAUGGUCGUUCCCUGGUCUCUGCCUGAUGAUCAACAGAAUGACCCGUCAGAAUCUAGAGCCAAGCUGGAUCAGAUUUUAAAGACUAAGCUGGAGGAACUGUUGAAGGACUAUGAGCGGCCAGCCCGAAUUGAGCUGGAUUUUCUGGGACCUGCAGAUGAGCCAGCAAGGACAGCAGUUCUUUUUAGGUCCUUUGAUGCUUCUAACACAAACGUCGACUUACCAGUUGACGACCAGCUCAGACACAUUGGCUCUCUCAACAUGUCUGACAUCAGUGUAGAGAACGGAGUCAUUUACUGGGAUGGUUCAAACUUGUGUGCGUCCAUGCAACCUUUCUGUCCCCGUAAUUCUGUGUGCGUCAACAGUCUGGGCUCAUACAGGUGCGUCUGCCAGGACGGUUACUAUGACGUCGGCUCUUUUCUACAUCUGCCUGCAGCUUCACAUCCAGUCUGCAAAGAUAGAGGACUUUUCAGCCAGUGUCUGGAGAGAGUUAUGAUGGGUGGAAUAGCAAAAGCCUACCUGACCUCUCUGUUUGGGGGAAAGCUGGAGGUGAAACUGAACGACGGCCAGUGUCCAGUGAAUGAGACGGAGGUUGUGUACUACUUCAACACCUCACGGCAUCCACCAGGGUGUGGAAUGGAGAAAAAGGGGAAUAAAACCCACGUUGUGCUCCAAAAUACUCUGAGCAUCAGUUUGAGUAAAGAGCAUACAAUCAGCCGGCGAGAUCUCAAGGUUGUCUGGAAGUGCAUCUACCCUCGACACUAUGUCCGAAACGCUCAAGUCGUUGCCAACAUGGAAUGGCUGUCCUCACUCUCCCUGGUGAAGUUUAACUCAUCGGUACUGCUGGGUCUGACCAUGUACUUGUUUAAGGACGAGUCUUACAGCCAUGCUUACACGGAUCCCGUAGAGCUGGGACAUGAGGACACCUUGUACUUCCAGGUGGCUCUGCAGACCAACCGCUCGUUUGCCUCGGAUGUGCUGCUGCAGGUGGAGUCCUGCUGGGCCACCGAGAGCACCGACCCACAAGACUCAGUCCAGGCUGUCUUUCUUGAAGAUGGCUGUCCCACUGACAACACGUUCCAGUGGCUCUCUGCUAACGGCCUGGCACAGAGGAGCAGGUUUUCCAUCCAGAUGUUCCACAUGCCCAAAGGCUUACCGCUCUACUUCCACUGCCUGACCAACGUAUGUGGGCAUAAGGAAGACUGCACUCGGAACUGCAGCAUCCAGCAGCGCCCAAAAAGGUCGGCGGGUCAGACGGACAGACAGGAGAAACAAGCUGCUGUUGUGUCUGCUGGACCGCUGACGGUCAGCAUGAGGGUGAAGUCCAGCCAUCCGUCCGACUGGGCAGAGCACAUGAGCAUGGUUAUCAUUGCUGCAUCAAUAAGCUUUUUAGGAAUCUCUGUGCUCUCACUGACUGCUAUUAAGGCAGUAAUGAUGUACUAUGAGAAGCUACGGCUUCAAUAAACACCUUGAAAUCACCUCCCAGAGCUUUUUGUGUUGGUGUGACCAUGGAAACUGCUCCCCCGCAGAUCAAAGCCUUUAACUGUUAUCUGAAAGCUGUUUGAGGGGACAGGCGGGUUACAGAAACAAAACAUAGUUAAUAGAAAAUGCCAAAUUUUGAUUGCUGUGGUCUACCUAAAUAUCCUGAUGCUUUUCCAUGCUGGUUAAUUAUUGAAGUUUAAAAUAUUGGAUAAAUAGACAGGAGUGAUUUUAAAGGUCUUUUAUUUUUCAAAUACUUGUUGCACUGUAAACUUUGGAGGUCAAGGAAAAACCUCCAAAGUUUACAAAGUGGAGUAAAGUGUAAGAAUUCAUAAAAGGUAAAAAAAAAAAAUAAAUAAUCAGAUCAAUACAUAAGAGACAAAAGCCAGCAAAAUGUUUAUUUGAAAUUGAAUUGCUUUUAAAUGUCUGAAUUUCUGCUCAGGGGUCUUUACUCUGAAACUGAAGUAAAAAUCAUAACCUCCUUGUGAAGAGAAUUCUCUUUACUCUAAUUUUUGUUUUAUGUUUUCAUGUUAAUACUGUAAGUUUGCAUAUUUGUUUAAAAAAAAACAUUUCCUACUAUAGUGAUGCUGAUGAAGAAAAUAGAAGCUAACAGUCACUUUUCAAUUAUUGAACAAAAACGCAGUUAAAAAAACUAAUUUUUUAAUUUUUUAAUAUAUAUAUCAAUACAACCAAGUCUUUUUAAUUUUACACAACGCCUUUUGUUUUGUUUUUUAUAAAAAAAAGGC
This is a messenger RNA of Xiphophorus maculatus (southern platyfish), 4111 nucleotides long. RefSeq lists its product as uncharacterized. Gene Ontology annotation, cellular component: cell surface; apical plasma membrane. The transcript has 18 exons. Gene Ontology annotation, biological process: neutrophil migration. The record is from RefSeq and is a predicted model, not a curated record. Gene Ontology annotation, molecular function: protein binding; calcium ion binding. Bases 282 to 3350 code for a protein of 1022 amino acids. NCBI's taxonomy places the organism in Eukaryota, Metazoa, Chordata, Actinopteri, Cyprinodontiformes, Poeciliidae.